This is a messenger RNA of Cryptosporidium ubiquitum, 873 nucleotides long. RefSeq names its product N-acetylglutamate synthase. The record is from RefSeq and is a predicted model, not a curated record. Gene Ontology annotation, molecular function: N-acetyltransferase activity. Bases 1 to 873 code for a protein of 290 amino acids. Lineage: Eukaryota; Apicomplexa; Conoidasida; Eucoccidiorida; Cryptosporidiidae. The transcript has a single exon.
AUGACAGGUAGCAACCCAUAUGGAGGUUACGACCUGGUGAUAAGAGAGUUUGAACCAUCCGACAGUGAUGGAGUGAGGCGCGUAUGUUUUAAACACUUUCGUUCUUUGACAUUUCCUUCAGUCUUUUUUUAUUUAAGCCAGCAUCUGGCGGAUAUGAUUGCCUUGUUGGUAAUUGGAAAAGUGUUUAUGGACUUCAGGCAGCUGAUUUCAAUGUUAGUUUUAUUUUGCGUCUAUUUGACAGGUAGAUCUAUAUGGGAGGUUGAAACUUAUAUCAGGAAUUGUUGUACAGAUUUGAGGAAUGUACAUGAGCUCUAUAUGAUUUCCCCAGGAUAUCACUUUUGGGUGGCAGAGCUGGUUAAGAGGAAGAACUCCAUUAGAAAGAGAAGGAGUAUGGCUUUAGGGAGUGCUGGAAGCAAUUCUAGGGCGGAAGGAUUUGAGCAAAAUGAUAGUUUUUCGAAGAGUUUUGAAUGCGAAGAUAUACCAAGCAGUAAAAUGGAAGGAAAUGAAUCUAUCUUGGUUGGAUGUGUCGGUUUGGCUCCUUAUAGAGAUGACCCCAAAAUAGGUCGUCUUGUGAGGCUAGUUGUUGGGGUAGAAAGUAGGAGAAUGAGAAUAGGAACAAGGUUAUUGGCUCAGAUGGAAAAUUUUGCUAAGGAUUACGGAUACAAGGAAAUCCACUUAUAUACAAACAAUUUGAGUACUUCACCAAUUAAAUUUAUCAGUCAACAUGGGUAUCAACUAGUUCAGGUAAUCAGUAGAGGACUUAUGAGGGGUGAUUUGUUACUAUGGAGAAAGUCUUUUGAAAAAAGCAGCUCCGAUAAUUCCUACUUGAAUAAUGAGAGGAACAGUGUAGGAGAGAGAGUUAUUUUAGAUUAA